AUGAAACUCUCCAUUGCCAGUCUCGUGUUGGUGGCUACCCCCGUGGCGGCCUUUGCUCCCGUGCAUCAUCAUCCACGUUCUCUGCUGGCAGUCAAGCCGUUGCAGGGAGGAUAUCUGGAGGACCUGGGUGCCAUUGGGCCAGAAGAAGAAGAAGAGGAAGAUGAUUCUCGUGAAGCUACCAUGAUGUCCAAGGAAAGUCUCGAUCGAGCCGGACCAGGAGACUGGAAGGACUAUGUCGAAUUCCACGAAUUCGAUGGCGGUGAUGGACAGAUGGGUGUGGCAGGAGAUGGUAACUCCAAAUUGGAAACAUUCGACAUGAGUGCCAUGGCCAAAUCCAAAACCAUGUCGGCCAAGAAUGCAUGGGGGAAAAGUACCGGAUAUGCCGAGAACUUGAUUGAACAGGGAGUCGAAGCACAACGAGCCCAACAAUUGGAAAAUUGGCAAAAUCAACAAGAAGUACUCGCACAACGAAAAGCAGCCAAGUGGCAGUCGGAGGAAUUCGACAAGAUUAAUGAAGAGACGGAUCAAUGGUCCUUGUCCAAAUUUGGUGUCGAACGGAAUCAAGAAUUUGACAUGGACGAAACCUUUGGUCCAGUCACGGCCGGUACCAUUGAUGAAGUCGUGGAACUCAAGGCCAACAUGAACCAAAAUGCCGUACACGAAUUCAACGUCAAGAACGAAUACAUGGGAUAUGCCGAUUUCAGGGCCGCUUUUACACCCGACACUCCGCCCUUUUUUACCAUUGAACCCACCGAAGGAUCACUCGAUAAAAAGGGAACCGAUUUCAUUCUGCGAUUCAGACCCAACAGUCCUUCCGUAGUCGAAGGAUACCUCGUCAUUGAAACGGAAGAUUUCAAAAAGACCUAUCAUCUCAUUGGAGGUACUUCGUAA
Messenger RNA from Seminavis robusta, 891 nucleotides. Lineage: Eukaryota; Bacillariophyta; Bacillariophyceae; Naviculales; Naviculaceae. The record is from the annotation of a GenBank genome assembly.